AUGAACUCGCAGUUUCCUCCUUCAUCUCCUAUUGCGAGCUCACAUCAAUAUGAUUUAGAAAAUCCAUUUUAUCACCCAGAGAAAGAUACUGAAUCCGUGGUCUCAUCUGCCAGUUUGAAGUUGUUCAAGGACAAAGACGACUUAAAGCAAGGUAAUGUCAAAAAUUAUCCAACUCCACAUCCCUCUUCUACUGUUGGUCGUUCCUCUUCCCCAAUGAGAGAUCAAGCAGGUGAGAUAUUAUCAUCUGAUUACGAAAUGGAAAAACAUCUGGAGACCGAAUUGAAGAAAGUUAGCCUAAUCGAUAUUUCGCUAGAUCCGAGAGAUAACUCACGAUUGGCAAUUGGGCGCAAAAAAUCUGUAUGUGAUAUACAUCUUCCUCGCGGAAAAAAUAUCUCCAGACAACAUGCUUUCAUUUCUUAUAUCUCACCUUCCAACCAAUUAAAACUCGAAUGCAAUGGUACAAAUGGUCUCGUUAUUUCCUUCCCGAAGAAGCUGUCACAUGUAUUGGUUAAAAGAUCAAAAGCUUCAGAUGUUUACGAGCUAGUAACACAGGACCAAUUACAUGAUAACGAACAAAUCAUUUCUCCAGAGGAAAAGCAGUUGUUGAAAUCAACUUAUUUGACAUCAUUUGUACUAUUGAAAGGUGAAACAGUCAUUAUGCCAUAUAUCAAGGACACAAUAUUCGACUUCAGACAAUGUGAGGCUCGUGUUAGAUUACAAGAUGUUACAACUGAUGAAGAAGAUGCCAAAAAUGAUACGGAAACUGAAGAUGAACUGACAAAAGUCGACUUACACAGUGAUGAAUUCCAUGACGAAGACUUCUCGUUGGAAGAACAGGAAUCUGUUGCUAAUAUGAUACCAAUGAGCACAGUCGAGUGUUCGCCACCGACACCUCAGUGCAUGAAACCAUCGGUUUUACCAGUGGCUAUAAGACAUACUUCUGAUACUGAAAGACCUAAUGUGGAACGUACCAAGUGCAAGCUGACCCCAUAUAGCUCUUUCACAAUAAAGACUCCAAAUGCUCCGAAGAAAUUAGAAGCAAGUACUCCAGUUAAGGACAUGACUACACCUAGCAAGGUUAAGGUGGAUGAGAACGCCGAUGAAGUCCGUCGUCGUAAGUUAAACACUCCCUCGCCAAAGAAGAAAUCCAAAAAGAAAUCAAGAAAGCAAAUUGACAGUGAUGAAGCUUCAAAAGAACAAACUCUUUCCUCUUUGACUACAAGGGGGGUAGAUUACAAAGAAUUACAGCAUGUAUUGUCCAAUCACUUAGCAUUCUCUAACAUUCAACAAGUGCCACUCUUUCAAUUGCAGGAUGUUAACUCUGUUGUCUCGAAGUUAAGCCGCACAGAACUGCGCGCUAUUUUGAAUGACGAACAAUGUAUCGGAGUAAUUUACCGUACAGGAAAAGAUGCCGCAGGAAAGCCACUGGAUGAAGAAUACUACUAUGAUGCAGAAAAUGAUCCUGACGAUGACAGAAGACAGCUGGUAGCAUCACUCAAGGGUGGCAGAUCUGGUUUAAGAUCAUGCAGGAGAGUGCAUAAACAGUAUUUCUGGAAGAAACCAACUAAAUAA
Molecule: messenger RNA, 1572 nt
Organism: Kluyveromyces lactis
Lineage: Eukaryota; Fungi; Ascomycota; Saccharomycetes; Saccharomycetales; Saccharomycetaceae
Gene: TOS4
Product: Tos4p
Exons: 1
Coding region: 1-1572 (523 amino acids)
Molecular function (GO): protein binding
Source: RefSeq, a predicted model, not a curated record